UCUAACAACACCAAACUUGCCAAAAAUUGACAAGGCGAUCGUGGGAUUCAACAAUGACGACUAGUCCAAAACUACUCGUCUUUUGCAUGUGUCUGCAUUCGGUAACAUAUGUCUAUUCUCAUGAUGUCGACUGCUCUUUUUACGACACUCUGGAACAAAGUAUGGGCUGUGGCGAAAGAGGGUACCUAGUUGGUUUUGGAAAGCAUUUCUGCAAAGAAAUACAAUGCAAGUCUUGGCUGAUGGAUCGAGAGGGAGAAGACUGGUCGAAAAGAGUUUUAAGAUGCAUGGAAGAAAGAAUAGAUGAACUACAGAGUCAUAGUUGUGAAGAUUUUACUCCUGAAAACCUGCUACAUUCUACAUGUUAUUUUGCCGAAGGAGACACUUGUGCAGUUAGGAAAACAGCGCGAAACAGACUAGCAAUUUGGAUGCUUCCUUGGAAAAGGGACAAAAUAUGGUCGGGAAGUAAACAUGCUUAUUUUGAAGCGAACAACAUGUGCUGUAAUCCUCUUGACAAAACUAUAAAUGUUGCUGGAAAGAAAUUGAAAUUUAUUCCUCAACCCAUAGCUCCUGUUUACGAUGAUAGCAGAUGUACUACUGGUCGAGGGGGUUCUUGCAUGCUGAUUUCUGACGAUUGUGAGGGUAGCUUCAUUAGUAAGCAAUGUGGAGGCCCUGCAAAUAGGCAAUGUUGCAUCCCCACCCCAUCCCCUUCCUCAAACAGCGCACCAUUUAUACUACGGAUGACCUAUGAACUACAAAUUGAGACUUGCCCAACCUCGUUAGAAGAAACAUCGAAGGCUUUGAAAGCAGUUUUCACAAAUAUUUUAGCUGAACUUUGUCAGUCUUGCAAAUUUGAAAAUACAAUUAAGUAUUGCGGUUCGCCAACAGAUGAAGCCAUACCUAAACCGGUAAAGCGUUCAACAGAGAGGGUAAAACGUGAAGCUGGGCCUAAAUUCGAAACUUUGAUUGGAGCUUUAAAAUCUGAUACAAUGGUAUAUUCAGGAUCAUUAGAAGACUUAAAUAAUGAACUGAAGUCAUACGCUGAUAGAAUAAGUACAGCUAUAACCUCUACAAGUAUAUCAGGAAUCACUGUCACCGAUACUCCCAUAGUAUUUAUAACGUCUAAAGAGGGAAAAUGUGUCUUAUAUUCGGACCUUACUUAUGAACUUAAAACAAUAAAUCGGAAUGGAGAAAUGUGCAUCGACGAGAUUGGAGUUUGUUUCACAAGCGGGCCAUUUGGCAUGUUUCCCGAAACGCCCAAAAAUAUAGAACUCAGUAUGUACCUGUACACACGUGAGAGUAGAGAGUCAUGGAACUGUCUGUCACCUGAGUUCUCGACUGGUAUAACCAUCAACCCAAAUAAACCAACUAAAGUGAUUGUGCAUGGCUAUAAUGCAGAUGGAUACGAUACCACGGAUUGGCCUCAUCAAAUGAGAAGGGAGUUGCUUAGAGAGGGCGAUUACAAUGUUAUUAUUGUUGAUUGGUCUGAAGGGGCUGAAGUAAAAGCGCUCAAAUUAUCUCUAGGAUUACUCUCUAUUGGGAUAAAACAAAUCGGCGCAGGUAUAGUCCUCACCAUUCAAGGAAUAAGGGAGUUAUAUGGUGCAGCUGCCACCAAUACCCAAUUAGUAGGUCAUAUGAUUUACUCAGUGCUGAAGCAGAAGAAUGUUAAUAUGGGUAAUGUUCAUUGCAUAGGCCAUAGUCUAGGUGCCCACGUAUGUGGAUUUCUUGGUAAAUCAGCUGGAGAGAAGACUAUUGGCAGAAUAUCAGGAAUGGAUCCUGCAGGACCAAAGUUUGAAGGGAACAACGUUGAAUUCAGACUUGAUCCCUCUGAUGCUAAAUUUGUUGAUAUUAUCCAUACAGAUACGGAUAUAUUUGGUUAUUUGAAACAACUUGGCCAUGUAGACUUUUACCCGAAUGGAGGUCGGGACCAGCCAGGUUGUUUCCUUAUUGUCUGUGACCACUCGGUUGCUAUUAAACUCUACCUUGAAUCAAUAGACCAAACCUGCAUCUUCUAUUCAACACAAUGCAGUUACAGUAAAAUCAAUGAAAAGGAUGGUGAUAUAUGUUAUAAUAGAACUGUCGAUUCAUGCUCGAUGAACGUGAUGGGGUACUAUUCCGAUAGAUUUAUGGACCGACACGGGGCGUUUUAUCUCAAGACUAAUAAAAAUAAACCAAGAUGCAAUUUCUGCGUAACAACAUCACCAUGUGACACUACGCAGGGCGCGACAGAGGAGUAUGACGAUGGUAAAUGUGAAUGUCUCAAAGGAACGUGUAAGUCAGUUGCUAAUGGUUGCAAUGGGGGAAACUUUUACACAGGAAAGUGUGGAGGCCCGGUAGAUAGAAAGUGUUGUGUACCAACAUACCCUAACUAUAACGACGUAUCGUGUGUAUCAAGGCAAGGGGUGUGCAAGAUAACUACAGUUGAGACCUGUAACUGUGGACAAUUCUAUUCCGGUCUUUGUGAUGGACCCUCGCAUAGGCAAUGUUGUAUCUCUGAAUAGUUAAUUAUGUGGAUCGAUUCUAUUCAGAUUGUAUAAUUACUAGCCCUCAUUCAACAAAGGAUUUUUGGUGAUUAAGAAUUUGUACGGAUACUCUAUGCCUUAAACAUAGAUAGCAAAAAGCAAUAAUAAGAUUUUCAGAUUUUUCUAAAAUGUUGACUAUCUAUGUCUUGAUUGAUAUAGAAUUUUAUCAAAUAUCAGAAAGUUCACAAGAACAUAUAUUUUCUGAAUGCUUGAGCCAUAAACCUUUUGGAAAUUAUAUUGGGCAUGUAUAUAAGGCAGCAGGUAUGGGUAUGGUAGUCCAUGGAGAUGAAUCGAAAAAAAAAUAUUUUGUACUUUGUUUCCAGAUAAUCUCACAUUGUGUAAAUCCAUGUAAUUGCAUGUAAGCUAUAUAGAUAAGUGUAUAAAUGUGUAUAAACUCAUCAACCACUAGUUUAAGUUUAUUUCCACAUCGCCCAUAGCUGGUAAUAUUGAGAGUGCAAGUUACAAAUACAAAGUACAUAAAAUAAAAAAUUAGACAUUAUAAUACAAUAAAUGUACAACAUACAAUUAACAUUAACAAGUUCACCAUAAUAUCAUUACACUAUGAACUUCAAAUUCUUAAAUACAUUUUCAGCAAUUUAUUGAGAUAUUAAAAUGUGUCUUAAACAAUAUGUUAAUGAAAACAUUUAUAAGAAAUUGAAUGUAAAUACAUCUACAUGUAAAUAGAAAUGUACAGGGAUUGAAGAUUUCGAGGUGUCAAACUUUGCCUACUUUAAACUCAUUUAAUUGGUUUGCUCCAUUUCCUUGGAAAUGAAUAUACAAUUGUGCAAUUAAGAUUGCAGUCUUCAAUGAAUAUCUCCCCAUCUAAAGAUGACAACCAUCAUUUUCUCUUAGUGACAUGAUGACACCUAAUAUUGCAAUCUUCAAUAAAUAUCUCAACAACUUAAAAUGACGCCCAUGAGAGAUUGAGCAUAAUAGUUAAAUAACGCCCACCAUUUAUUACUCUUAGUGACAUAAUGACGCCUAAGAUUGCAGUUUUCAAUAAAUAUCUCACCAACUUAAAAUGAUCUAUCAUAAGGAGGUACUCCUAUUGUGCUCUGGUGAGGCAAAUGUACUGUACCUAAUUAACCCUUACCAAUGUUCUUUGCACUGACAUUUGUUAUAUUAAAUAGAAUACAUGUACACUUUUUAUUUCAGAUUAAAAUAUUUGCUGUAAAACUUUAUUAUUCAUUA
This is a messenger RNA of Owenia fusiformis, 3710 nucleotides long. The record is from the annotation of a GenBank genome assembly. NCBI's taxonomy places the organism in Eukaryota, Metazoa, Annelida, Polychaeta, Sabellida, Oweniidae.